Molecule: messenger RNA, 1011 nt
Organism: Venustampulla echinocandica
Lineage: Eukaryota; Fungi; Ascomycota; Leotiomycetes; Helotiales; Pleuroascaceae
Exons: 1
Coding region: 1-1011 (336 amino acids)
Molecular function (GO): protein binding
Source: RefSeq, a predicted model, not a curated record
AUGCCAUCAAGAAACUCCCCGUCAGCCUCGCUCAACGGUAGCUCAGCUCCAACAGCGGCCGAAGGCCUCUGGACCAUAUCGCCUAUCCCUGGAAAGGGUAAUGGCAUACUCGCAACGAAGCCCAUUACUUCGGGGACUCUCAUAAUAAGCGACCCGCCCCUAUUAACCACAGCCUGCAUAAAAUCCAUCUCAACAACGGAAUCUGACCUUGCCCAUACACUCCGCUCCCUCCCAAAGGCCAAACAAAGAGCCUUUCUCUCUCUUCACAACAAUUAUGUCGGCCAGAAGAACCCACUCUCCAACAUAGUCCGGACAAAUGGAUAUCCUCUCGGACCUAGCUCUGACGUUGGCGGCGUAUUCCAGCAUAUUUCCCGCAUAAACCACAGUUGUCUCCCCAACGCUACACAUUCAUGGAAUGCAGCGCUCGAAACGGUGACAGUAUAUGCUGCGCGGGACAUUGCCGAGGGUCAGGAAAUCAUGGUCUCUUACCAUGCGGGCGGACCAUCAUGGAUGCGCCAACAAAUUCUGAAAGACGGAUUUGGGUUUGAUUGUACUUGUGAACUUUGUACUCUACCUACCGAGAAGUUACACGAGAGCGAUGCGCGGCUCACGCGUGCUCAAGAAUUGGACACCGCUAUAGGAAGGUCGCACAGUGUACGAUAUACUCCUAGCAAGGUGCUACAGAACUGCCGCACACUGGCGGGCAUUUAUGAAGAGGAGCAGAUCAAGGAUGAUCGUACGAGCAGGUUGUGGUUUGAUGCGUUCCAGGUGUGUAAUAUGCACGGGGACAAGGCACGCGCGAGUGUCUUUGCGGGGAGAUAUUGUAAAGAGAAGAAGAGAAAUGCUGGGGAGUGGAGCUUGGACUUGAAAGAGAUGCAGCCGUUCGUGAAGGAUCCAGGAAAACAUGAUAGUUUUGGCAUGACGAAGGAUUGGGAGUCGGAGGUUAAUGAUGUACCACGGGGGGUGGAUGAUGAGGCGUUCGAGAAGUGGCUUUGGAGCAAGGCCACAUAA